Molecule: messenger RNA, 1497 nt
Organism: Aspergillus alliaceus
Lineage: Eukaryota; Fungi; Ascomycota; Eurotiomycetes; Eurotiales; Aspergillaceae
Product: class I SAM-dependent methyltransferase
Exons: 3
Coding region: 385-1302 (305 amino acids)
Source: RefSeq, a predicted model, not a curated record
GCCAUUCACCAGAAUUAAUACAUGACUUCAGUUGAGCUCCAGCUGCGAAGGCCUACUCCUACUUUGGCUUAGCGUGCUGCUGAAGACCCUCCCGAGAAAACCCCAGAAUUGAAUUGAACCAUACCUAAUUAUCGUUUAGAUACAGGCCACCACGAGUUCUACCAACCCUCAGUGACUGCUUACUGCUACAGAAGGGCAAAUCUCGUAUCCAGAGGCUUUGCUUUCACAGAUCAUACACACACCUAUCAUCUAUGACGCUUGGGCUCAACUGCAAAGAUGGUUCCCACACCGUUGGAAAAUUAUGUAUAUCAGACACUCCCUUCGAAACACAUUGAGAGUGGCGUCUGCUCUAUUACACCCUUUUCAUUGUGACACUAGCCAAGCAUGGCAGCAGAAACAGCAGUACUCCCUCCUACUGAACGACAAUACCACAGUACAUCUUCCCCAUAUGUGCUCCCAAACGAUGCCGUCGAGCAAGACCGACUCGACGCCCAAGCGGCCGCGAUCGUCAAAAUGAUCGGAGGGGCACCUUUCCUGGCACCCAUCCAGUCCAUGACGGGCAUCUCCAAGGCUGUAGACGUCGGAUGUGGCACCAGCAUUGCGACCAUCCAAAUGGCCAAGAUAUUCCCUUCCGCGAAAGUCUACAGACUUGAUCUAUCGCCCGUCCCAGAGGACGUGCGAAAACUUGCCCCAGCAAACACCAGCUGGGCAAUGGGAAACAUCCUUGAAGUAGAUCAUAACCAAUCCACGAGCAAUGUAAUGAACCGCGAGAUUUUCACACCAAGUGAAUUAGACUAUAUUUUCGGGAAGAUGCUCUUCCUAGGGAUCAAUGACUGGAGCCGGUAUUUCACGACAGCUGCCGAGGCACUCCGCCCCGGUGGAAUCAUCGAACAUCAAGACUUGGACUGGAAGUUUUACCGUUUUUGGACGUCGGAAUGUCUCAGCGAUGGAUGGGAGUGGCAUCGGGCUGUUGUGGCUGGCACUGAGCAUGCAGGUUUGUCUACGCGUGCCGGAUCUGAUGCAGCGAAAUUCAUGCGGGAUGCUGGGUUGGAGGUUCUGAGUAUCCAAACUUUUGAGUUUUCUUUUGUGCCAUCUAGCAAAACGCCGGAGAGUCAGGCUAUGAGGAGGUAUGUUCAGGCGAAGCUAAUUCCGAAUUAUCCGGAACUACUUCGUAAGAUGCUUGGGGCUCGGGGGAUCGUGGGUGACAAGCUGGAGGAAUUGGCUAAAGAUUGCCUUAGGGAUCUUUCCUCUGAGCCGGGUGUGCACCAGAAGUAUACGGUCACUAUUGCGAGGAAGCUUUAGAAUACUUUCUCCAGGUUUUCAGAAAAGACAGCCAAAUAUGACCUGAGAAUUUUCCUCUAUAGUCAGAUACAUGGCACAUACUGAAUUUUGCAAUAGAGGCAUUGAUUUCAAAGCCCUAACUUUGGUUAACUCUCUAAUUUCCCGAUUCUGUAUUCUUAGGCCUCAAUCAUUUCAAAAUAGCCAGAAAGAACUUUU